AUGCAGACCUCCAGCUCUAGGUCUAUACAUCUGAGUGAAUGGCAGAAGAAUUACUUUGCAAUUACAUCUGACAUAUGUACAUCAGGACAGAGGGCUGAUGCGUAUCGUGCACAGAUAUUACGCAUUCAGUAUGCAUGGGCAAACUCUGAGAUCUCCCAGGUCUGUGCUACCAAAUUGUUCAAAAGAUACGCAGAGAAAUAUUCUGCAAUUGUUGAUUCUGACAAUGUUGAAACUGGCUUGAAUAACUAUGCAGAAAACAUUUUAGCUUUGGCAAGAUCUCAAACUAACAGUGAAAAGUGGCAGUCUGGGUUGUCAAUAAAUAAUGUUUUCAAAAUGGAUAAUGUACAGAAGAUGAUGCAAGCUGGCAAAAAAUUUAAAGAUUCUAUUUUGGAACCUGGUGAUGCAUCAGUAAUAAUCCACAAGGAGGUUGCUGCCUUUGAUCWUCCUAAAUUUAAUGUUYGUGGAGCUCCUGGAGAGGGUGACCUAUUACCUAACUUAAUUCAUGACACAGAUAGGGCCCAAGACAACCCAGGAAACAACCCUUUGAGGUGCCCUCAGGUUGUCCAGCCACCUGUAGUGRCUAACACCACCACUAAGACUUGUUGCAUGUCUUCAGUGCCUUUAGGUGAGUCAUCCACUGCAAAAGUACAUGCUGCACCAUUAUUUGGAAAUGUCAAAAAGGAAAAGCACAGCUUUCCCAAAGCCAACRUAGGACUAAAUAUGUUCUCAUCUAAUCAGUCUUGUUUUCCUUCUGGCUCUGAAAAUCCACGGGAAAGGAAGGGUUUUUAUGAUUCUGGCAUCAUUGAUACCCUUUCCAAUCCAGUACUGAAUAAGGGUUUUAGUAAAAUGGAAGAUAAUGGCCAAAGGGAGGAUAGCAAUCUGCCCACCUUUAAAACUGCAAAAGAACAAUUAUGGGUAGAUCAACAAAAAAAGGGCCAUCAACUCCAGCGUGCAUCAGGGUCUUCCUAUGGUAGUGUUAAAAAGUCUCUGGGAGCUGGUAGAUCUCGAGGGAUAUUUGGAAAAUUUGUUCCUCCUAUACCUAAGCAAGAUGGGGGAGAACAUAAUGGAGGAAUGCAGUAUAAGCCUUAUGGGGCAGGAACUGCAGAACCAGCACAUCCUGUUGAUGAGCGUCUGAAGAACUUAGAGCCAAAGAUGAUUGAACUUAUUAUGAAUGAGAUCAUGGAUCAUGGGCCUCCAGUACAUUGGGAAGAUAUUGCAGGAGUGGAAUUUGCAAAAGCCACAAUAAAGGAAAUAGUUGUGUGGCCCAUGAUGAGGCCAGACAUCUUCACUGGGUUAMGGGGACCUCCGAAAGGAAUUCUGCUCUUUGGUCCUCCUGGGACUGGUAAAACUCUAAUUGGAAAGUGCAUUGCUAGUCAGUCUGGGGCAACAUUCUUUAGCAUUUCUGCUUCAUCCUUGACUUCUAAAUGGGUAGGUGAGGGGGAGAAAAUGGUACGGGCUUUGUUUGCUGUUGCAAGGUGUCAGCAACCAGCUGUGAUAUUUAUUGAUGAAAUUGAUUCCCUGUUAUCUCAACGAGGAGAUGGUGAACAUGAAUCUUCUAGAAGAAUAAAAACUGAGUUUUUAGUUCAGUUAGAUGGAGCAACGACAUCUUCUGAAGACCGCAUUCUAGUGGUGGGAGCAACAAAUCGGCCACAAGAGAUUGAUGAGGCUGCCCGGAGAAGAUUGGUGAAAAGGCUUUAUAUUCCUCUCCCAGAAGCUUCAGGCAGGAAGCAGAUAGUAAUUAAUCUAAUGUCCAAGGAGCAGUGUCACCUCAGUGAAGAAGAAAUUGAAUGGGUUGUCCAGCAGUCUGAUGGAUUCUCUGGAGCAGACAUGACACAGCUUUGUAGAGAGGCUUCUCUUGGCCCUAUUCGCAGUUUACAAACUGCUGACAUUGCUACCAUAACACCAGAUCAAGUUCGACCCAUAGCUUAUAUUGAUUUUGAAAAUGCUUUUAGAACUGUGCGACCUAGUGUGUCUCCAAAAGAUUUAGAGCUUUAUGAAAACUGGAACAAAACAUUUGGUUGUGGAAAGUAA
This is a messenger RNA of Urocitellus parryii (Arctic ground squirrel), 2031 nucleotides long. RefSeq names its product fidgetin like 1 (gene Fignl1). NCBI's taxonomy places the organism in Eukaryota, Metazoa, Chordata, Mammalia, Rodentia, Sciuridae. Gene Ontology annotation, molecular function: microtubule severing ATPase activity; ATP binding; ATP hydrolysis activity. The record is from RefSeq and is a predicted model, not a curated record.